Antechinus flavipes (yellow-footed antechinus) is the source of this 990-nucleotide messenger RNA. RefSeq names its product olfactory receptor 14I1-like. Gene Ontology annotation, biological process: G protein-coupled receptor signaling pathway. The transcript has a single exon. Gene Ontology annotation, molecular function: G protein-coupled receptor activity; odorant binding; olfactory receptor activity. NCBI's taxonomy places the organism in Eukaryota, Metazoa, Chordata, Mammalia, Dasyuromorphia, Dasyuridae. Bases 1 to 990 code for a protein of 329 amino acids. The record is from RefSeq and is a predicted model, not a curated record. Gene Ontology annotation, cellular component: membrane.
AUGAAUUUUAAGACCCCAGAAGUUGAGAGCAAUUAUACCAUCAUCAUGGAAUUCUUCCUUAUGGAGUUUUCCAGCAUCCGAGAGCUGCAGGUCUUGCACGCCAUUCUUUUCUUGCUGAUAUACAUUGCAGCCCUGAUGGGCAAUCUCCUUACUGUCAUUGCCAUUGUCACUGACCCACAACUUCACUCACCAAUGUAUUUUUUUCUGAGCAACCUUUCCCUGUUGGAUCUUGGCUGCAUCUCAGUCACUCUUCCCAAAUUCAUUGUGAAUUCUCUAACAGGCAAUCAAGCCAUUUCUCUCCUAGGCUGUUGUGCUCAAGUUUUCUUCUCUAUCUUCUUUGCUGCCACAGAAAUUGCUUUGCUAAUGACAAUGUCCUAUGACCGCUUUGUGGCCAUUUGCCACCCCUUGCACUAUGGGGUUACUAUGACACUAUUCCGUUGUCUUUGGGCGGCAACUGGUUCAUGGGUCACUGGGCUCAUCUAUUCAGCUCUCCACACAGGAAACAUGUUCCGUCUGCCUUUCUCAGGAUCCAAUGUGAUCCAUCAGUUUUUUUGUGACAUCCCUCAUAUCUUGAAAGUCUCAUCACCUGAAGUUCGUGAUACUGAGUAUGUACUACUUGUCGCCAGUUCAGGUUUAGUUUUAAUCUGCUUUGGCUUUUUAAUUGUAUCCUACACUUAUAUCUUCUCUGCUGUAUUUAAAAUGCCCUCUGUGGAAGGGCGUUACAAGGCUUUAUCUACCUGUUCACCUCAACUGAUUAUCUUCCUUUUAUUCAUUCUUGCUCUCAUGGUCACAGUCUUGUGUCCCUCAUCAGACACUUCACCAGUACAGAAUCUUCUGAUUUCAAUGAUUUACACAAUUUUGCCUCCAUUUAUGAAUCCUAUUAUUUAUAGUCUGAGGAACACAAAAAUCAAGGUUGCACUGGGCAAGAUAAUCAAAACUAUGUUUUUUCCAAAGAAAGAAAUGUCCCCCUUUGAAACAAUUAAAAAGUAA